AUGGUAGCAGCGAUUGAAUCCUUCUGGGGCCAUCUUCUUGCAUUCCUGCGUUUUGGGGUUCCACAGUCCGGGUGUAAGGACAGGCCACCUCUCUUUGUGGGCAGCGUCCUUGGAGCUUACAUUGUUGAAACCUGCACCGUUGGAAUCUCGCGUGACCAAGACGGUACCGUCAGGCAAGAUGGUGGCGGUGUGCUGUCGACGUGCGAAUGCCAUGGACUGCUUCGUCUGUCUCCUGCCAACAGCGAGGUCAAAACUGAUGAUACCAGAAGCUUCGAUGUCGCGCCGGGCUUCUCCAUCCAGGCGGUCGGUGAACUUCGUGGAGGUGAGCUACACAAACACAAGGAGCACCAUGGCAGUUUCCUGGUCGCCGGUCCGAAAGUCGAUCUGCCCAAAUCCAUCAUAUUUCACCCUGACACCGAUCCAUCGUUGGGUAAAGUGAUGGACAAGUUUGUGGGAACUUUUGGUGAGGUUAGGCUUGAAAACGAUUUCCUUCCCACAUCCGGCUUCGGCACUGAUACGAGCAAGGACAAUCUUCUUCAGAUCAACCUGACGAGCGAGAAGCUGCAAUUCAUACAGGGCCGCGUCCUUGGCAAGAUUUCCAAUCGGGGAUUUCAGCCUCAAGCGAAUGUGGUCCUGACGGGAAUACCUUAUCAGCAGGCAAUAUCUGACCGCCUCAACAAGGAUAGCGGCAGAGCAGAUCUGAGAGACCUGGGGGCUAUUCAUUUUGAACAAGGCUUGCUUUUGUCAACCCCUGCGACGGAUUGGCCUAAGAACCCGGCCACAAUUUCCCGCCUGGCGUCGAUCCCACACGGAACUGCCUUUACCGCUCAAGACGUUGAGACUCAGAGCAAUGACUCCGACAGCGCCCGGACUGCGACGAUCGGCAAAGCCACCGGCGGGCCGAAGAACAUGACAGACAAGGUUGUUGACAAGACGAUCCGGGAGUCAGAUAACCUCAAAAGGUUUAGAGCCACCGGGGUUCUUACCUUGACUGGUGUCAACAAUCCGAACUGGUUCCUCCAAACCAGCAACACCAAAAAGAAGUUUCUCGGCGACUGGGCGUUUACUGUGAAGACUGGACAUCUAACCCUUGGGGACGGCGGCGUGUCCAACACUGCCUUCCUUGCAGACGGUAACAAGAUGACAGUGUUCCCCGAUGCGGUAAAGAGGAACGCGAAUGCGACUGACGUGACAUGCCAAUACUGGGUGUCGAUUGUGAAGCACAAGGUUGAGAUCCAGCCGGGUGAUUACACCCACAAAGACGCCACGGACCUUCUGCCAACCGACAAUCUGGUCGAUGUCCCUGGCCCGAGAUUCCACAUUCAGGCGGGAAAGCAACUGAGCGCCAAGACGAUCGACCUUUUCUGGACGCAAAUCCAAUACUCUCAAAACGUGAGGCUGGACUUUGGCAAAUUGGCCCGGCCGCACGUUUCGGUGGCGACGCUGGCUCCCGAGCUGCCGAUUCUGGUCCCCUCAACCCACCCUGCGUGUGUAGCGUUGUAA
Cladophialophora carrionii CBS 160.54 is the source of this 1503-nucleotide messenger RNA. RefSeq lists its product as uncharacterized. The transcript is spliced from 3 exons. Bases 1 to 1503 code for a protein of 500 amino acids. The record is from RefSeq and is a predicted model, not a curated record. Lineage: Eukaryota; Fungi; Ascomycota; Eurotiomycetes; Chaetothyriales; Herpotrichiellaceae.